CGUAUCGAUCAGUUUCAUAUAAAGUUUCAACAAACGUAGUUCCUUAACCUUUUUUUUUUGUACCUGUGAUAAGUUAAUUCUUUUAGAUUUAACUAAUUGUUUUAAAAUUUAUAUAUAAAAUCAACAAUAAUAUAGGUGACAAAAUAUGAAGUUCAAAGUGUUCCUUGCUUUCUUAGUUGGGGUCAUUUCAAUAGCUUCUAUAAAUGGAGCAGAUACUAAUGCUACUGUGACACCUGUAACUUCAACCACUGUUCCAACAACAAUAGCAACAACAACAACAACUGUCAAGCCUGUGGUCAUCACAAAAGACAGUUUACUCUGUAAAAGAUGUUCCUGUAUCAUAGAUAUUCUUGAGUUGAAUUGUAACAACAAAUCAAUGACUCAAUGGUUCAACGAUGACGAAUGGAAUACAAUCACCAAUGGCAAUGUACAAUUCAUUACUCUUCGAAUGGAACACAAUAAUUUGACAAAUAUUCCACCAUUAAAACCAGCCUCAGUACAAAAUCUCUAUCUUGGGCACAAUUUAAUUAAUCGCAUUGAAACUGCUGCAUUCCGGAAUUUUAUUAAUUUGACAAUUUUAGAUUUGAGUUAUAAUAAUUUAACAACAAAAUCCCUUCGUCCCGAAGUAUUUCAAGGAAACUACAAUGCCCAGAACUACCAACCAAUGGCAAAUCUUAAGCAAUUGGAUUUGGGACACAAUGCAUUGCAUUCUCUAGAUGCGGAUGUUUUUGAACAUUUCCCCAUAUUGGAAAUUUUGAAUUUGGGUUCAAAUCAGUUUCAAGUUAUGGAUCAUCAAACUGAAGUUGCUAUCACUGGAUUAGUUCAUUUAAAGACUCUGGACUUAUCCUACAUGGAACUGAAGGACUUGCCAGAUAAUUUAUUACACGCACCAAGAGAUCUUGAGAACUUAAUUCUAACAGGAAAUCUUUUGGAUGAAGUUCCUGACGGUAUUGACAGGGCAGUGAACUUGAAAAGCCUAACUUUUGACGAAAAUCUUUUGGUUAAUUUAGAAAAAGAAAAUGUUUUUCCUAAAAUGCCUAAACUGGAGUUCUUGAGCAUCUCAUAUUCAGCUGAUCUAGCUAAAAUAGGAGCAGGAGCUUUUAGCAAUUUGCAAGGUCUAAAGAAAAUUCAACUUUCCGACAACCCUAAAUUGUCAUACAUUGAUCCAAAGGCUUUUGCUAAUGCAACUGUGAAUCCAUUGAUCUUUGACUAUCCAACAUUAGAAGAGCUUAACCUCCACAACAACAACCUUACUCACCUAGAUCAUGAUCUCUUCGAACGCUGGGAUAAAAUAAAAUCCAUCGACUUACGCCGCAAUCCUUGGAAUUGUGACUCCGAUAACAGUUGGUUAAUUCACACACUUAUGACCCAAAUCAAUGAAACUUCACCGUUGCUCGUCAAAGAUGUUGUUUGUGGUGCUCCAUCGGCAUGGAAAUCAAAACAAUUGAGCGAGUUAAAUCAUGAUAAAAAUAUCCUUCGCUGCGAAAGCGACAGCGAUACAAGUAGCGACGGACGCCUGCUGAUUGGUUUGCUUAUAGGACUUUUCGUUGGAAUACCAAUUUCUCUUGGAGCUGUUUUGGCAUAUCGGAGGGGAUAUUUCGGUCUGUUGUUCAACAGAGGUCACACUGGACAAUCACUUUACAACCGAGCAAGUUUCCAAGAUGAUUUUCAUAUCUAAGUGAAAAAAAAGAGGUACACGGGAAGAAAAUAUUUCUAGCCAAAGAAUUUUUGUUUUUUUUUAAUUUUUUUUAUUUUAAUUUAGUUUUAUUAAAUGAUGGGUUAUGUUGAUUGAUUUAAUGAGAAAUAAAUAUAAGAUAAAAAAAAAAUAAUAUCAACUAUCAUCGAAAAGAAUUUUAUCAUUUGUUUGAUUGAAUGCAGGUCGAAAAGCAUUAAA
This is a messenger RNA of Episyrphus balteatus (marmalade hoverfly), 1894 nucleotides long. Its product is annotated as leucine-rich repeat neuronal protein 3. Lineage: Eukaryota; Metazoa; Arthropoda; Insecta; Diptera; Syrphidae. The transcript is spliced from 7 exons. The record is from RefSeq and is a predicted model, not a curated record. Gene Ontology annotation, molecular function: protein binding. Gene Ontology annotation, cellular component: extracellular matrix. Bases 146 to 1678 code for a protein of 510 amino acids.